UAUCUUAUUCUUUCAUUAAUUCAUUCUCCAAACCAAACAAAUUCCCUCUAUUGUUGGGUUGUUGUCCUUGUUUUUCUUUUUCCAUGUCUGACAAACAAGCUCACCUUAAUGGUGCCUACUACGGCCCUUCAAUCCCACCACCUACAAGAACCUACCACCGUCCCGGCCGUGGCUCCGGCUGUGGCUGUGGCUGCUGUCUUCUCAAAUGCCUCUUCAACAUCAUCAUCACCGCCAUCGUCAUCAUCGGCCUAGCCGUUUUCAUCUUUUGGCUCAUCUUCCGUCCCAACAAGGUCAAGUUCCAUGUCACCGACGUCCAACUCACCCAAUUCAACCUCACUUCCAACAACACUUUGCAUUACAACCUUGCUCUUAACAUGACAAUACGUAAUCCCAACCGUAGGAUCGGCAUAUACUACGAUCGUAUCGAGGCUCGAGCCUACUACGAGGAUCAAAGAUUCGAUACCGAAACGUUGACCCCGUUUUAUCAAGGACAUAAGAACACUAGUUACUUAAACCCUGUUUUCGUAGGGCAGCAAUUUGUUAGACUUGGUGCUGAUGAGACAUCGGAGUUUAAUGAAGACAGGGUUAAUGGGGUUUAUGAUAUCGAUGUGAAGUUGUAUUUGAGGAUUAGGUUUAAGCUUGGGAGGGUGAAAACUGGUAGGUUUAAGCCUAGAAUUUCAUGUGAUUUGAAGGUUCCUUUGAACACUGGGAAUGGUAGCUUCGGUGGUACGUUUAAAACCACUAGAUGUGAUUUGGAUUUCUAGUAUGAAUCUGAUUCAUGCUUUGGUCCAGGCUGUGAUUCUAUCUUCAUUCAGGGAUGUAUACAUUUUGUUCUUGUUUUUGCUAUAGGUAUGUGAAUAUAUGUUGAUUUUUGGCGAUGGACCCUGUUUUAUUAUUAUUAUUAUGUAUUUGAGUAUUUUUGUGUUCUUGGGUUAGGUUUGUUGAAUAAAUAAUAAUGAUUCUUUUUUAGUAA
Gossypium raimondii (Peruvian cotton) is the source of this 973-nucleotide messenger RNA. RefSeq names its product NDR1/HIN1-like protein 3. The coding region runs from base 84 to 764 and encodes 226 amino acids. NCBI's taxonomy places the organism in Eukaryota, Viridiplantae, Streptophyta, Magnoliopsida, Malvales, Malvaceae. Gene Ontology annotation, biological process: defense response to other organism. The transcript has a single exon. The record is from RefSeq and is a predicted model, not a curated record.